AUGCUGCCCAAGAAGGGUGGUGGCCCCUCUAAGGGGAAGCAGCCUGCUAAGAGGCUUGCACCGAGGAACCCUCCUCCAACUCUGUCAUCAUCGGACGAGGAUGACGGCCUGAGUAGACAGGAACUUAUGGAGCGCCGUAUGGCUCUCGAGAGGGAAAAAGGGGGCUUGGUGCCUGCUGUGAUGCCCGCUCAGCUGCGUAGGGGUGCCAAACGGGUAGCUAAGGUGGGUUUUAACAAGGAUUUUGCUUCUUGCCUUUCUGCCCUUGAGCAACUAUCAGGUGUAGCAGCAAGUGAUGGUGGCGGAGCCCUGGAACAACCGACCACACUGGAGGGUGUGGCUGACGGUGGCCAGGAAUGGCAGGUGGACAGUGGGCACGUUGCCAUCACGGUGGAACCACCAAUACCCAAGGGUUUAACCUCUUAUGUGGCUCAAGGAUACGGCAUGGUCCCUUAUAGGGCAUUGCCCCCGGGGGAUACUGCCUUGCCGCUAGGAGAUCAUCUGACACAGGCCACUCGGGAGAAAAUUAUCAGGGGGGGCUCGGUGUAUGAUGGCAUCCCCGAUGAACUCUGCACAGUGCACUACACUUCCUUUGAGAAAGUGGUCACGGUUGUGCGUCGGUGCGGGGUGGGAGCUGAGAUGGCAAACAUGGCACCUAAAAAUUAUCAACAAGCCCUGGCCUUGAUAUUUGCCAUUGAUGAGAUUAAUAAAAAUCCUAGACUCUUGCCCAAUGUCACUUUAGGAUUUGGUAUCUAUGAUAACCAAUUUAUCGCAAGUUGCACUUAUGAGGCUGUUGUGGAUAUGUUGUUUGCUCAGCAAAGGAAAUCUCUCAAUUUUAAAUGUCACUUAAAUAAGGAUGUGUUGAUUGUCAUCGGGGGGUACAGUGUUGAAACCAUCUCGCAGAUGGCCACUAUCCUGAGUAUUUACAAGUUUCCACAGCUCCACUCUUUCCUAAAAAAUGCCCACUUUAACAACAGUGUAAGAGAAGAACUCCAGUUUGAAAAUGGGGAGUUGUUGACUGGAUAUGAUAUCAUUAAUUGGGUCACCUUCCCCAAUCAAUCCUUCCUUAAAGUCCAGGUUGGAACAAUGUCACCAGGCCAAGAGUUUAGUAUCAAUGAGGAUUCCAUUGUGUGGAAUACCAGAUUUCAGCAGGUACCGCCCUCUUCUGUAUGUGUAGAAAGCUGCCAUCUUGGAUACAGCAAGAUAGUACUGGAGGGAAAAGAUUUUUGUUGCUAUGGCUGUGAUAGAUGUCCAGAAGAUACGAUUUCUUCUCAGACGGAUGCAGUCUAUUGUGACAUAUGCCCCGAAGAUCAGUAUUCAAAUAAGAAUCGAGACCAAUGUAUCCCAAAGCUUCAAACCUUCCUAAGCUAUGAAGAACCUCUAGGCCUCAUUUUGGUCUCUCUUGCUAUUUUAUUUGCUACAAUCACAGGACUGGCCAUGUGUACUUUUCUGAAGAAUCGGAAUACUCCUAUCGUCAAAGCCAAUAAUCGGAACCUCACCUGUGUUCUUCUCUGUUCUAUUCUACUUUGCUACAUGUCUUCCCUGCUGUUCAUUGGGAAGCCUGGAAAGAUGACCUGCCUUUUCCGGCAAAUGGCUUUUGGCAUUAUGUUUAGUGUCUCAGUGUCUUGUAUGUUGGCCAAAACCAUCAUGGUGGUCUUGGCCUUCAUGGCUACAAAGCCAGGCAACAGGGUGAGGAAAUGGUUGGGGAUGAAAGUAGCAAACUCCAUUGUUCUUUCCUGCUCCCUCCUUCAAGUAGGUGUUUGUAUUGCAUGGCUUUGGACCUCUCCUCCUUUCCCAGAAGCUGACAUGCAUUCAGAGGCUGGGCAAAUCAUAAUAGGGUGCAAUGAAGGAUCUGUCUCCUUGUUCUACUGUACACUGGGCUACACUGGGUUUCUCGCCCUCAUUAGCUUCAUUGUAGCCUUUCCAGCCAGAAAACUGCCAGAUACUUUUAAUGAAGCCAAAUUCAUCACCUUCAGUAUGCUGGUGUUUUGCAGUGUUUGGAUCUCCUUUAUUCCAGCAUACCUGAGCACUAAGGGGAAAAUGAUAGUUGCUGUGGAAGUCUUUGCUAUCUUGGCCUCCAACACUGGAAUACUGGCUUGCAUCUUUCUCCCCAAAUGCUACAUUCUUGUUCUAAGACCUGACCUCAACUCCAAGAAGCUGCUAACAGAGAAAAGGAAUUAA
Messenger RNA from Eublepharis macularius, 2178 nucleotides. Its product is annotated as vomeronasal type-2 receptor 26-like. NCBI's taxonomy places the organism in Eukaryota, Metazoa, Chordata, Lepidosauria, Squamata, Eublepharidae. The transcript has 7 exons. Gene Ontology annotation, cellular component: membrane. The record is from RefSeq and is a predicted model, not a curated record. Gene Ontology annotation, molecular function: G protein-coupled receptor activity. Gene Ontology annotation, biological process: G protein-coupled receptor signaling pathway. Bases 1 to 2178 code for a protein of 725 amino acids.